Spinacia oleracea (spinach) is the source of this 2873-nucleotide messenger RNA. RefSeq lists its product as uncharacterized. The record is from RefSeq and is a predicted model, not a curated record. Lineage: Eukaryota; Viridiplantae; Streptophyta; Magnoliopsida; Caryophyllales; Amaranthaceae. Gene Ontology annotation, molecular function: protein dimerization activity. The coding region runs from base 225 to 2834 and encodes 869 amino acids. The transcript has a single exon.
UCGUUAUUUUCGUUUUAUUUUUGUCAAAAUUUCGUUAUUUCGUUAUUAGUGACUUAUAGUUUUUCUUUUUUCCUUCUUUUGUUUUGAAGCUAAAGAGUAAAGAUUAGGAGAAGCCGAUAAGCCGAUAAUAUCAGGUUGCAUCGGUCCAUCUUUUACUUUUAAUUGCAUUUUUUGUAUUUUAUUCUUUGUUAAAUAAUUUUUGGAAUAUUAUUUAGUUUCUAAUUAUGCCUCCUAAACGAAAGCAUAAAUCUGGAUAUGAGAAACGUGAAAAGAAGAGAAAAGAAGAGGAAUUCAAUAUUUCUCAAAGAGGAGCUCUUGAUAAGUUUGUCGUAAAAGAGCCUCGUGUUCAUAUUGAUGAAAAUCAAAAUAUUGAUAAUGUUAAUGUUGAAAUUCCUGAAAAUGUGGUUAUUGAUGAGAAUGUUGGUAUAGAAAAUCAAAAUUUUGAUCAUGAAAAUGUAGGUGAUGUACCCAUUGAAGAUGAUAAUGUUGAUAAUCAAAAUGUUACUCCUGAAAACGUUGAUACUAAUUUGAAUAAUUCUAUUCAUAAUGAAGAUGAUAAUCGGGAGGAUAAUGGUAAUGAUAAUGUAGAGCACACAAACCCAUUUGAACAUACAUUUGAUAUAUUUGAUCCAAGAAAUUGGGAUGCUCUUGAUUCUAAAAUGAUUGAUUUGGUAGUGAUGAAAGGUCCUAAAAGAGAUUCUUCCAUUGUGAAGGGUCCUAGAGAUAAAUUUUCUAGACGAUUUACUGCUAAUUUGUUCACUAGAGUUUUAUCAAAUGGGGAAAAGUGCGAUAGAGAAUGGCUUGUUUAUUCCAAAGAACUUGAUAGAGUAUUUUGUUUUUGUUGCAAAGUUUUUAAAAAAGGGAUCGGUAGAGGGUUAUUAGCGAAUGAAGGUUUUAGUGAUUGGGCACACAUAGGUGAAAGACUUAGAGAGCAUGAGAUAGGCAUGGAACAUGUUAAGAAUAUGGCCACUUGGUAUGAGUUACGCCUAAGACUCAAUAAGAAUAAAACUAUUGAUAAAACGUCUCAAAGACUAAUUGAGAAAGAGAAGGAGCAUUGGAUCAAUGUUUUAAAAAGAAUUAUUUCAAUAGUAAAGUUCCUUGCUAAACAUAAUUUGGCCUUUCGUGGUUCUAAUGAGAGAUUGUAUCAAAAUAGCAAUGGAAACUUUUUGGGCUUAAUUGAAAUGUUAGCCGAGUUUGACCCAAUUAUCCAAGAGCAUGUAAGACGUAUUACAAAUGAUGAUAUUCACGUUCAUUAUCUUGGACAUACCAUCCAAAAUGAGUUAAUACUUUUGCUUGCUUCUGCAAUUAAAACUGAAAUUAUUAAAAAAAUUAAACAAGCAAAGUAUUUCUCAGUGAUACUUGAUUGUACCCCUGAUGCUAGCCACCAAGAACAAAUGUCUUUGAUAAUAAGGUAUGUGAAUGUUUCUUCGAAUUCUGUUACCAUUGAGGAAUCUUUUUUAGGAUUUUUAAAUGUUAAUGUUACUACUGGCCAAGGACUUUUUGAUGUUAUACAAAACGAGUUGAAAAAUCUUGAUCUUGAUAUAUUUGAUGUGCGAGGACAAGGUUAUGAUAAUGGGUCAAAUAUGAAAGGAAAACAUCAAGGUGUGCAAAAGAAAUUUUUAGAUAUAAAUCCGAGAGCCUUUUAUACUCCUUCUGGUUGUCAUAGUCUUAAUUUGGCAUUGUGUGAUAUGGCUAACUCUUGUGGUAAACCUAAAUUUUUUUUUGGAACUAUUCAACGCAUUUAUACAAUUUUUUCCAAUUCUACUAAGAGAUGGCAAAUUUUAAAAGAUAAUGUAAAAGGAUUGACCCCAAAAUCAUUGUCGGCCACUCGUUGGGAGAGUCGUGUAGAUAGUGUCAAAGCUAUAAGAUCUCAAAUGUCAUCUUUUAGAGAAGCUUUACUUGAGGUAUCGGAAUUAACUGAAAUUGAUUCCAAAAUACAAAGUGAAGCUAAAUCCUUAGCAGAAAAUGAGCUUGGUGAUUUUGAGUUUUUAAUAUCAAUAGUUGUUUGGUUUGAAAUAUUAUCUGCAAUUAAUAUUGUUAGCAAACUUUUACAAUCAAAAGAUAUGCUUAUUGAUGUUGCUAUGGACAAAAUAAAGGGGUUAAUAUUGUUUUUUGAAGGAUAUAGAGAAACUGGUUUUUAUAAUGCCUUGGAAAAUGCUAAGGAAAUUGCCCUAGAUUUGAACAUUGAUCCAGUAUUUCCUGAAAGGCGUAUAAUUCGUAGAAAAAGACAGUUUGAUGAAAAUUCAAGUACCCCAUCAGUUCAGUUAUCCGGAGAGGAGUCUUUUAGAGUUAAUUAUUUUCUUUGCCUAGUUGAUCAAGCCAUUGUUUCUCUUAAUAAGAGAUUGGAGCAAUAUAAAGAUUAUGAUGCUAUUUUUGGUUUCUUGUUUACUUCUGACUCAUUACAAUCAUUAGAUGAUGCAAGUUUGAAGUCUUGUUGUAGUAAUUUUGAAAAGGCAUUGAAACAUAAUGAGCAUUCUGAUAUUGAUGGGAAUGAAUUAUAUGUGGAGCUAAAGUUACUGAGAGAACUAUUACCUCGAGGAAAGAUUGGACCUAUGGAUAUAUUAACCUUUUUAAAAGGCUUAAAUUGUUUUCCUAAUACAAUUGUUGCUUAUAGAAUUUUAUUGACUAUUCCUGUGACAGUUGCAUCUGCAGAAAGAAGUUUUUCAAAAUUGAAGUUGUUGAAGUCUUACUUGCGGUCUACCAUGCUACAAGAGAGACUUAGUGGAUUAGCAUUGAUAGCAAUUGAGAACGACCUUUUGGAGACCGUCCAAUAUGAAGACUUGGUAGAUGAGUUUGCUUCUAAAAGUGUUAGACGAAUGAUGCUUUUUAAGUAGAAAAGAUGAUUGAGAUGUUAUUUAAAUUUUAAAUAAAGG